This is a messenger RNA of Dioscorea cayenensis subsp. rotundata (Guinea yam), 2269 nucleotides long. RefSeq names its product polyadenylate-binding protein 4-like. NCBI's taxonomy places the organism in Eukaryota, Viridiplantae, Streptophyta, Magnoliopsida, Dioscoreales, Dioscoreaceae. The coding region runs from base 76 to 1941 and encodes 621 amino acids. The transcript is spliced from 10 exons. Gene Ontology annotation, molecular function: RNA binding. The record is from RefSeq and is a predicted model, not a curated record. Gene Ontology annotation, cellular component: ribonucleoprotein complex.
CUCUCCUCCCCAACUCCCUCUCUCCCCCCUCCUCCUCCCUCAAACCCUCUUCCUCUCCCUCUACCCCCCGCGCCAAUGGCGGCGCUUCCCAUCGCCCCUGUCCCCGCCGUCUACGUCGGUGACCUCCACCCCGAUGUCUCUGACUCCUCCCUUUUCGACUUCUUCUCUUCUCUUGGCCCUGUCGCCUCUGUCCGCGUCUGCCGUGACUCCGUCUCCGGUCGCUCCCUCGGCUAUGGCUACGUCAACUACAUUUCCCCCGAACAUGCUUCACGGGCGAUUGUGGACCUGAAUCACACUCUUUUGAAUGGAAAACCCUUAAGAAUCAUGUGGUCCCGUCGAGAUCCUGAUGCCAGGAACAGUGGGAUAGGAAAUUUAUUUGUUAAAAACCUCGCUGAAACUAUCGAUAAUGUGAAGCUUCAUCAGAUAUUUGCCCCAUUUGGAAAUGUUUUGUCUUGCAAAGUUGCAGCACACCAAGAUGGAAAGACUAAAUGUUAUGGAUUUGUUCAGUUUGACUCCCAAGAAUCAGCAAAUUUGUCUAUCAGUAAACUAAAUGGUUCCAUUGUUGAGGGCAAGGAGAUAUAUGUUGCGAACUUCAUCAAAAAGAGUGAACGUGUGUUUCCAAGUCCCGAUGCUAAAUAUACUAAUCUUUACAUGAAGAAUCUGGAUCAGGACAUAACAGAAGAACUUAUUGAAUUGAAAUUCUCUGAGUUUGGUAAAAUUGAUAAAGUAGCUAUUGCCAAAGAUGCUAAUGGAGAAUCAAAGGGGUUUGGGUUUGUCAGCUUUGAAAGCCCUGAUAGUGCCAAAAAGGCUAUGGAAUCUAUGAAUGGUGUUCAACUUGGUACCAAAACCCUAUAUGUGGCACGGGCUCAGAAGAAAGCAGAGCGACAAGAGUUCUUGAAGCGGUUAUAUGAGGAAAGACGGAAUGAGCAAAUUAAGAAAUAUAUGGCCUCAAAUGUAUAUGUUAAGAACAUUGCUGAUGAUAUUGAUGAUGCUAUUCUUGGAGAGCAUUUCAGUCUGUGUGGCACUAUAAUGUCUGCAAAGGUUAUGUGUGAUGAUAAAGGUUUAAGUAAAGGAUUUGGCUUCGUUUGUUUCAGUUCCCCAGAUGAAGCUAGCAAAGCUGUGAACACUCUGCAUGGAUGCAUGUUUCAUGGGAAGCCUUUAUAUGUUUCAAUUGCUCAAAGGAAAGAGGACAGGAAAGCUCAGUUGCAACUUCAGCAUGCUCAGCGUAUUGCAGGAUUAACUGGGUCACCUGCAGCAGUAAUACCAUCUGCGUAUCCCCCUGUUUACUACCCUCCAAUGUCUCCACGCCAAAGCCUUUAUUACCAGCCUUUUGGAGUUAGAUCUGGGUGGCGACCAAACAGUUUUCUUGCUCCAAGGCCAGCUUUCCAAUCUAUGCCACUCCCUGGUAUGCCAAACACUCCUAGGCAACACAGGCAAAAUAGAAGCAGGACAAAUGGUCAUGUGGUUUCCCAGUCUGGCCAGUCCCUCUCAUAUGCACUCCAGCAGCCAAGCCAUUCUCCAAACUUGUCAAAUGAUUCUGGUGGUCAGCAGCAGAGGCCUGGACAGAUGAAGUAUGUGCCUAAUGUUCGGCAGCGUGACUUGAGGAAUGGGUCGGUUCCGCCUGCUGCUUCUAACCCUCAAGGUACAGAAAUGCUCAGCAGUAUGCUUGCUGCUGCUUCUCCAGAGCAGCAAAAGCAGAUGCUUGGUGAUCGUCUCUACCCUUUGGUUAUGAAACAUAAGUUUGACCUGGCAGCUAAAAUCACUGGAAUGCUGCUGGAGAUGGACAACUCUGAAUUGUUACUGUUAUUGGAAUCACCAGAAGCAUUGGCAAUAAAGGUGCAAGAAGCAGUUGACGUGCUUGAGGCCUCUAAAUCUAAAUUAGGUGGAGGUCAAGAGAAUAUGCAACACUUCAGCUUGUCAGCUGAGGUUGCCGUCAAUUGAGGGAGGAAUUUUUUUUUUUUUUUUUCCUCGAAAAAAACAUUCUUUAGUUCUUGGACACAAAUUACCUUUGCUGCUGAGUCUUUUUCCCACUUCACAUAGCACUUCGCUAGGACAUCUGACAUAGCUGUUGCUUCGCAACCCUGAACUAUUUUUUUGAAACUGACAGUUUAGGGGCAAGUUUUUGUUUUUAAUUUUUGUUUGACUAGUUUAUAGGCCCUGUUUUUAUUGUUUUAUUUUUACUAAUUAAUGAUUUACUCACGGAACCAAUCAUUAGUCUGAAUUGGAGAUUAACCCUCAAACUAGAUCAUGAGAAUAUUUAUUAUUUGAA